GUUUACUAUCAUUGUGAAUCCCCUGAAUAUCUUUAUAACCGGCACGCUCACGCACUUCAAAUCCAAGGUUCUGCUUCUGUGACGCGGUAGUUAUUUAGUACCUAGUAUGUUCCUAGGUACAUACGUAGGUACGUACGUAGCAGUGAAGGAUAGGCCGCGUAAGACACCAUGUCGGCCCCCGCUUCGGUACCGUUCCAGCGCCCCGCCAAGCUGACCACCAGGCGGCCUACUACAUCAGGGCUACAUCCAAGGUGCGGCGCGGCCACCAAUGCAACUGCGACAGCACUGCUGCGACAUGCCGUCAGUGCCGGUCGCCAAGGAAUUGUUGGAUUCUCUAAGUUUAGCACUGAAUGUGCAGAUCACGUCGUUGCGUCUGGGCAUGGACCCGACAAUGAAGCUCUUUGAUUCUCUUGAUCCAACCUGAACCCUCCUAUUGCAGGCAAUGCGACGGUGUCUGGCAAGAUGAAGAUGCUCUCGGUGCUUGGCCGCUGCUCGCAGCUUCCCCUCCUCUACAAGAUCACCAUAGCCGGUGUCUUUACCUUGAUCCUGAUCGCCACACUUCACACUGGCCCGGUCGACUUUCGAGAACGUUGGGAUAAGCUCCGGCAUCCGAAGAAGAAUGGCCUCGCCGAUGGCGUUCCCCUCCGUGUCAUGUUCAUCGGUGCCUCGAUGACGCUCGGCGAGCACUCCACCGGCGAAAGGGGCUACCGGAAACAGAUUCGGGACUGGUUGGUAUCACAAGGAAACGAGGUCAACUAUGUCGGUCAGAACCGAUAUGGCGACUUUCUUGACAACGAUGUUCAAGCCUUCGGUGCUCAGCCGAUCAAGCCGACUCUAGACCGUUGCAAGGAGAUUGUGCCCCAGACCCAGCCGAACCUAAUCCUGAUAAACGCCGGGUCCAGCGACUGUUUCCAGCAACAACACUGGGGCCCAGCCUUUGUCCUACAGAAGAUGCGCGCGCUCGUGGACUAUCUAUUCGAAGCCUCCCCCCGUGCGACAAUUAUCAUGUCGACUAUCAUCACCAGCCCUUGGGAGAAUGUGGAGGAUUGUGUCACGUCGGCAAACGCGCAAAUUCGACAGGUCGCCCACGAUCUGAUCCGCGAGGGCAAGCCCGUCGUGCUUGCCGAGAUGCAUCACGAUCAGGGUCUGCCGCACCGAGUUGAGGUGAAGCAUAUUGGCAAAGACAAGAUGCAUCCUAUCGACGAGGGCUACUUCCUGAUGGGCGACAUAUUUAUCGAGAGCAUCCAGGAUGUUGACGAGAAAGGGUGGAUCAAAGCCCCCGUCAACAAUGGUGUCCCCUUUGAUGGUGAGGCCGAGCGCCAUGCCGAAGAGCUCAAGAGCGAGGAACAGGUCAAGGAAAAACCGGAUGAACAGGCCACGGGCGAAGCAAAGAAGGACGAAGAGAAGCCCAAGGCCCGUAGAAGACGUGCUAUGUGAAAACGUCAUCGGACUCGGAAAGAUAGAGGCGUGGGGGGGUUGCAUUUGAUACCAUCGAGGAAACGAUGGUUAUAUGGAUUAGAGCAUAAACAUGGCGAUUACGGAUUUGGGCGGUCAAAAGAAGAAGCAGGUCUUUCUGUUAAUAUUGUAGGGACGUCGCUGAAACCAACUGUACCAUUAUUCCGGUAUUAGUUCUUGUAUAUUGUAUAGAACAAACCUAUUUCAAAGAUCAUAACCUCGA
Molecule: messenger RNA, 1678 nt
Organism: Xylaria bambusicola
Lineage: Eukaryota; Fungi; Ascomycota; Sordariomycetes; Xylariales; Xylariaceae
Product: SGNH hydrolase-type esterase domain-containing protein
Exons: 3
Coding region: 463-1437 (324 amino acids)
Molecular function (GO): phosphatidylcholine lysophospholipase A1 activity
Source: RefSeq, a predicted model, not a curated record